Messenger RNA from Raphanus sativus (radish), 527 nucleotides. RefSeq names its product transcriptional corepressor LEUNIG_HOMOLOG-like. The transcript is spliced from 3 exons. The coding region runs from base 5 to 313 and encodes 102 amino acids. NCBI's taxonomy places the organism in Eukaryota, Viridiplantae, Streptophyta, Magnoliopsida, Brassicales, Brassicaceae. The record is from RefSeq and is a predicted model, not a curated record.
CCAUAUGGAUGCAAGGAUGGCUCUUCUUAAAUCAGGAGCAAACCAUCAUGGUUAUAAAUUUUGGCAGCUUGCGUGUAUUUCCUGUCGUCAGACGGUUAGACAACUUUUUCAUCCUGUAUUGUCUGUCUUAAAACAGUCAAAUGGUCCAAGGAAACCAUCAAGGAGGUGUUCUGUUUCAGCAGCAUCGCAGAAACUUCAGUCACGUAGUCAGCAGAUCCCUGAAAUCAAAAGUGAAGUUGAUCUCGGUGAAUCUCCAAGACAACUGCCAGUGGAUCCGUCUACGGUUUAUGGCCAGCCUGGUUACUUCUUAUGAACAAUUUCUGGUCAAACUGCACCUGUUAUGUCCCUUGAUUUUCACCCCAAGAAAACCGAGAUUCUCUGCUCUUGUGAUGGCAACAAUGAUAUUCUCUUCUGGAACACCAACGAUUCUAAUUACAUUCGUGCUUCAAAGGCAAGCCCCUGCACCCUCCUAUGGCUUCUCCAACAAUUGAACUAUUGUUUUCUGAUCUUUUUAAUUUUUCUAAGCA